Gongylonema pulchrum is the source of this 423-nucleotide messenger RNA. NCBI's taxonomy places the organism in Eukaryota, Metazoa, Nematoda, Chromadorea, Rhabditida, Gongylonematidae. The record is from the annotation of a GenBank genome assembly.
UGCGAUCUCCCGGAAUACGCGGAGGGAGUACUGCGAAGUGCAAUCGGGAAAACGAAUCUUUUACUUGAUAAGAAAUUGGCGACAUUUGAUGAUUUGGUCCAGAAACACUUGAAUCAAGGCGCUCACGACCCACAACGGGUGUUGCUUGAUGACCUGGCAGGUUACUGGGCGCUUAUCAGCAUGCAGUUGGAUCAGCUUGAGGAGGAGUUCAGAGAAAUUAGCUUACUUCGCGAGAACAACUGGAUUCAGCAGACUUCUCCAAGUGGCGCAGCCGACACGAACAGCGCUGAAGUGAAACAUGGACGAGCAGUUUGUCCGCCAGUUGCAAAUGGUGAAAGGCUGUCGCCGGAGCCACAUUCCACACAAAGUUCUGCUACUAUCCCAACUCGUCGUGAAAAAAAGCUUGUCAAAACGCGGAAGUAG